AUGCACUGCAACGGAGAGCGUAGAGGCGAGAACGUCGAUAGUCAGGCUCGGAGAGGGUGCAUUUUCUGGCACUUCCAUCUGCAAAUCCACUUGAAUUUCAGAGUUUUGGGAGAAACAUUUGCUCGUCUGAGAAACCUUCGUCUUGCCAAUUUUGUGAGACGUAUCCCAGUGCCACCCCCAACAACACCCGUACAAAACGAAGAGAGACGCAUUCCGCCACCGGUUCCCAUCCGCACUUCUUCUCUCCCACACAACAACGCGAAGUAAGUUUUUCAUCUCUUUUUCUCAUUAUCAUCAUACAUAUUGUCUAUUUCAGCACGCGUAUCUACGUGUACACGCACGGAGCUCAAUUGUGCUCGAGGGAUUCCAGACCAAGUGAGCGAGAUGUGUAAGUUGUUGAUGGUUAAACUGUAUUCUUUUCCAGAUAUCCGUUUUGGUUUCAACCACUUCAAAUUCGUAAAGGUGAUAGGACAGGGCGGUUUCGGAGUAGUCUGCGAGGUGAAGCGACACAAUACGGGCGAACCGUGGGCCGUCAAGAUAGGGAGGGUGGAGGACAUGAAGACCGAGUUCAAAAUUUAUGAUGCCCUCCGAGGGCUCAAAAGCAUCCCCUCCUCUCCGAUCUAUUUUGAAGAGAAAGGCUGCGCGCUCAUUUCGAUGGAGCUCCUGGGCCUGAACAUGAGCGACUGGCGGGAGUUGAAACAGCAGCUCACCAUCAAGGAGGUCUUUGACGCAGCUCGUCAAAUGAUCGAGUUGGUCCGAAUCGUACAUGCGCAUCGCAUAAUACAUUGCGAUAUAAAAGUGUCGAAUUUUGCGUUUGGGAAAGGCGUGAAACAGGAUAAACUUUUUGUGAGUCACCGCACGGCUACUGUUCCUUGAGCGCGAUGAUGUUCAGAUUAUCGAUUUCGGACUUGCCCAGGCGUUCAAGAAUCCGGAUGGGAGUCGGAUCGAAAAAUGUGAGCCGUACCCGAUGAAAGGCACCAUCGCCUUCUGCAGCGCACGCAUACAUGACGAAGCCCGUGAGUUCCCAGCACAAAGCAUUUUUUUCGUAAUCUCUUUCUUUGCAGAUCCCGCGCCCCGGGACGACUUGGAGUCGGUGGCAUUCUCGUGUCUGGAGCUGUUGGAGGGAAAGCUGCCGUGGGACGAUUUGGAUUACGAUAAUCCAGAUCAUAGCGAAUUCUACCGACUCAAGAAAGGCGGCACUGAUGGCAGAGGACUGUUCGCCAUCCCGGAAUUUGAGGAGUUACUUCGGAAGAUCAGAAAGUUGGAGUUUUCCGAUGAGCCGGAUUACAAAGCAAUGAUUGAACUGCUGACUGUGCCUGAGUCCCGUCUCCGGGAGUUGAGCAGAAAGUAAAAAAACUAACUGCUCCGGCAAAAUCGGAGUAUUUGCAUUUCAGGUUUACCAUCCCGCGCUCAGAGUAUCGUCGCAGUGCCAUACCGAAAGAGCUGAGUGGAGUGACGAAAGUAAGAGCAGAAAAAACUUGAAAACAUAGGAAAAUACUAUUUACUUGCAGCAAACGUUGCUCCGGUUCAGAGUCUGA
Messenger RNA from Caenorhabditis sp. 36 PRJEB53466, 1538 nucleotides. The record is from the annotation of a GenBank genome assembly. NCBI's taxonomy places the organism in Eukaryota, Metazoa, Nematoda, Chromadorea, Rhabditida, Rhabditidae.